AUGCCUGAUACAACUUCUUUCCAAGGAAACUUGCCCGCUGAUAAUGAAAAACUCACUUAUAUAUUCAUUGAUAAUUCCAAUACCUUUAUUGAGGGAACCUUUUCCGUUGGUAAACUCGAAAAUUUGGGUUCAAUUGACAAUGAACGAAAUUCUUUGGUGUUUAGGGAUCUAGAAAUUAAUUAUGAGUUACUUAUUGAAAGGAUCCAGGGUAAAGGAAAUCUGGGUGCUAAGCCAGUAAUAGUCCCUUCGCCAGAAAAUUGCCAGGGGAGUGAACAGAUUAAAGGAAACCUGAGCGUCAGGCCACUCAUAGUUCCGUCGCAAGAAGAUAUACAAAGGGACAUUCGGGAUAAAGAAAAUCCAAGUGCUAAGUCAGCCAUAGUACAUUCACAAGAUAAUAAUAAGUGGGAUAUUCAUGAUAAAGAAAAUCUGGGCGACAGGCAGGUCAUGAUUCUAUCGCAAGAAAAUUGCCAUGAAAAUAAUCAGGGUAAAGAAAAUACGAGCACCAGGCCGGUCAUAAUUCCACCACAAGAAGAUAGGCAGGUGAAUGUCCAGCCGAAGUCAGAAUUCGGCUUGAAGACAUGUAUGCAAAAUAAUCUUAAGCGUAAAGAACUCAACAGGAAAAAUGAAAAUGAUAACAAAAACAAACUGGUUAGCUACAAUAAACCCUCGGGAAACUAUGGUGAACUCUGGAGGAAAUAUGAUAAAUGUGACACACCUAUGAAAGAAUGUUAUUAUUCUUGGAGAAAGUGUGACGAACCCUUAAGGAAAUAUGACGAACUCUGGAGAAGAUACAACGAACCGUGGGGAAAAUGUAGUGAGCCAUGGAAACAGUGUGAUGAUACCUGGAGGAAGUAUGACAGACCUUUGAUGAAGCAUGAUAACCCCUGGAGAAAGUGUGACGAGCCUUGGAGAAAAUGUGAUGAGUCCUGGGUGAAGUAUAUCGAGACUUGGAAGAAACGUAAUGACCUUCAAAAAUACAACGAGCCUUGGAGAAUGUGUAAUAAAGAAAAUAAGGAAAAUACUAUUGACCCUAGAAAAUCAAACAGUACGGAGAAAGCUGUAAGAUCAAGCGAACAUCGUAAGAAAAUUCGGGAGAAGACAGUUGACGUGGAACUUGCUUGCAACGUAAUGGAGACUAUUCUCAAAAGUAAAGAACCCGGUAGAUUUGUGUUAGUCGCCGGCGAUUAUGACUAUGAACCUAUAAUAAAGCGGGCUCUAAAACUCAGGUGGAUAGUCGAAAUAUGGUUUUGGAAAUCAGGAAUGUCUAACAGAUUCAAGUCGAUGGAAGAUGUUGAGAUCAAAUAUCUAGAUAAUUUUUAUAAGUCAUUUACGUAUUGCGGUAGAUUCAAGCCAACAAAAAUUUCAAGAAUGCAUGUUCUCGAAAUCAAUGACUGUAAAAAAAUUCAAUACAAAGAGAUGGAGUGUUUCGCUGCUUUGAGUUUGUUUGGUUUAUGGUGCUGGUCAGAUGACGAAACUUUAUAUUUGUAUUUUACCAACGAGAAUAAUUCGAAGAAAGCAAAAUGUUGGUUAGAGGCUAAGUACGGAAUCCAAGUUUGGAAAAAAGUAUAA
Molecule: messenger RNA, 1569 nt
Organism: Acaulospora morrowiae
Lineage: Eukaryota; Fungi; Glomeromycota; Glomeromycetes; Diversisporales; Acaulosporaceae
Source: the annotation of a GenBank genome assembly